Sphenostylis stenocarpa is the source of this 714-nucleotide messenger RNA. The record is from the annotation of a GenBank genome assembly. NCBI's taxonomy places the organism in Eukaryota, Viridiplantae, Streptophyta, Magnoliopsida, Fabales, Fabaceae.
AUGGCCACCAUCAUUUUAAGGUCUAAUGAAGUGGUUCAUGCCUUGGGCUUCUUCUGUAUCUUGUUGAUGGUGCACAAUUGUGGUGCCUAUGAAUUUGUAGUUGGAGGCCUAAAGGGUUGGAGUGUCCCAAGUGACCCCAAUUCCAACCCUUAUAGUCAAUGGGCACAAAAGAGCAGAUUUCAAAUAGGAGACUCCCUAGUGUUCAACUACCCUUCUGGGCAUGACUCAGUGAUUCAAGUAAGUAGCCAAGACUAUGCCAGUUGCAACACUGAUGCAUACAAUGAAAAAUUCUCAGACGGCCACACAGUCAUCAAGCUCAACCAAUCUGGGCCUCACUACUUCAUCAGUGGAAACAAAAACAACUGUCUCAAAAAUGAGAAACUGGUGGUCAUUGUGCUGGCUGACAGGAACAAUAAAUACACAAACACCAGCCAAACAAGUCCUUCUCCUUCUCCGUCUCAAUUAACAACACAAUCAUUAGCUCCUUCCCCAACACCUUCUCAGCAACAGGUUCCAUCUCCAAAGGCAGCACCUCCUCAGCAAGAGGCUGCUUCUCCACCAUCUCCACCAUCAAACCAAACUCCAGCUCCAGCUCCUGUUAGUGAUCAACCUACUCCUCCAUCUCCUCCUCACAAUGCUGCUUCUUCAAUCUUGGUCAGUUUUGCUGGUUCUGUUGGAGCAUUUAUGGCAUCAGUUCUGGUUUUUUCUUUCUAA